Culex pipiens pallens (northern house mosquito) is the source of this 4003-nucleotide messenger RNA. RefSeq names its product E3 ubiquitin-protein ligase MARCHF6. Gene Ontology annotation, molecular function: zinc ion binding. The coding region runs from base 585 to 3611 and encodes 1008 amino acids. The record is from RefSeq and is a predicted model, not a curated record. The transcript is spliced from 6 exons. NCBI's taxonomy places the organism in Eukaryota, Metazoa, Arthropoda, Insecta, Diptera, Culicidae. Gene Ontology annotation, cellular component: endoplasmic reticulum membrane.
GCAAGCCAAAGAAGAAGCGUAAAAUUUCGACAGGUGAAAUUUUUCUCUAAGAUUUGUCGUCGUGCUAAAUCUCGGAAUUAGCUGACCUUCCGGUGUUCGCAGGUGGUUCCAGCAAUCGAAAAAACGAUCGCCAAACGUGUGCGGACCUGCUAGCGGUGGAAUUGCUCAGUUUCAAGCGGUGCUUGGCUGUGGAAGACGGUCGGAACUUUUCCACUGCUCCGAGGGCUCUUUCUGGAACAUCACAUAGGCAGCAGUACUGGGACGUGAAGGAGGAGGUUGGGCGACAGCGGGGACCGAGGCCAAAGUGAUUUGAUUUGGUGUGUUAUUCAAGUGAGCUGCUUCUGCUGAAGAGGACAAAUUUCUGAAGGAUAAAAAACUAGUUUCGAGUGGGAGAGUGUGCGUUUGUAGUUUGAUCCGGUUUUGGCUGGCUGGCUAGGUCGGAAAUCAGCAAGGCUUAGCAAUGGCACUUCCGGUUGAACCCGUCCGGGGACCGAUGAUGGCCGUGUAAACACCACAGAAAGGUGGAAAACAACAACUUCAGGUGUUGAAAAGGCGAUUUCCGAGCAAGUGUAAUCGCGCCCACGAUGGAGGGCGACAUCUGCCGGGUGUGCCGCUGCGAGGCCCAAUCGGACCGACCGCUCUUCCAUCCGUGCAUCUGCACGGGCAGCAUCAAGUGGAUCCACCAGGACUGCCUGAUGCAAUGGAUGCGCUACUCGCGGAAGGAGUACUGCGAGCUGUGCGGCCACCGGUUCUCCUUUACGCCGAUCUACGCCCCGGACAUGCCGCGUGUGCUUCCGCUGCGGUACGUAGCCGGGGGCUUGCUGAGUUCGGUGGGGACGGCGGUCAAGUACUGGAUUCACUACAGCAUGGUGGCGGUCGCGUGGUUGGGCGUGGUUCCGCUGACCGCGUACCGAACGUACCGGUUUUUGUUCUCGGGCUCGAUCGACAUGCUGCUGACGUUGCCGAUCGAUAUCUUCUCGACGGAAAAUAUCGCGAUCGACGUGUUCCGGGGCUGCUUCGUGGCCAUGUGUACGCUGUUUACGUUUGUUGGGCUGGUUUGGCUGCGGGAGCAGAUUAUACACGGUGGAGGGCCGGAUUGGUUGGAACGGGACGAUCCUCCGGUUGCGGUUCCGGUAGCGGCGGCUGCCGCACCGGUUGCCGCGCAAGUGGACCCUAAUGGGAACGGUGGUGACAACGGACAAAACGCGGCCCUGGCCGGUGGAGCACAAGACGAUGACAACAACAACAAUAAUAACAACAACAAUGACGAGGAGCAUAAUAACAAUAACAACAACAACUUUGUGGACAACAAUUUGGUGCAGAAUCGGGAAGCUGCACCAGCUGCGGCCGCACCCGAGCCCGUCCCGGAACCCGCCGAACCGGAACAGCCACCGCUAAUAUUCCCCCGGAGAGGCCCCCAAGAAGAGGCCGCCCGGAUGGACGCGUAUCUUCGCGACGCCCGUAUCGAUCCGGAGCGACCACCGCCGCCGCCGCAGGACGCCGACGACGCCGGGGACGCUCCCGAGCCGGAAGCCGUGAACGAACCCGCCGAGGCGGCCGCCGCCGACGAAGCCAACUGGAACCCGAUGGAGUGGGAACGGGCCGCCGAGGAGCUGACCUGGGAGCGCCUGCUCGGGCUGGACGGAUCGAUGGUAUUUCUGGAGCACGUGUUCUGGGUCGUGUCCCUCAACACGCUGUUCAUCUUCAUCUUUGCGUUCUGUCCGUACUCGAUCGGAAACUGGCUCGUGCAACUGCUCGGCAUCAUCAGUCCCGGCAAACCGCUCCUCCACUUCCACGGACUGCUGACCACCCUGCUGGGAUAUUGCGUCAUCGGAAUCACGCUCAUCAAGCUGCACGCCAUCGCCCGAUUCCUGAGAUGUCGCCGUCAGCGACGAAUUCUCGGCCUGUGCUACAUCGUGGUCAAAGUUUCGCUUCUUUCGGUGGUUGAAAUCGGCGUGCUUCCGUUGGUUUGCGGUUGGUGGUUGGACAUUUGCUCGCUGCCCAUGUUCGACGCCUCGCUCAAGGACCGGAAAGCGAGCUUCAAGGCGGCCCCCGGGACGUCGCUGUUUAUUCACUGGAUGUUCGGCAUGGUGUACGUGUACUACUUUGCGUCGUUUAUCGUGCUGCUGCGGGAGGUGCUGCGGCCGGGGGUGCUCUGGUUUUUGCGGAAUUUGAACGAUCCGGACUUUAGCCCCAUUCAGGAAAUGAUCCACCUGUCCAUCCUGCGGCACGCCCGCCGCCUCGUAGCGUCCGCCAUCAUCUUCGGCUCGGCCGUCCUGCUGAUGCUGUGGGCCCCCAUCCAGAUCCUCAAGUCGGGCUGGCCCACCUUCCUGCCGUACACGCUGUCCGGCGACUCGGAGGUCAACGAGCUGAGCCUGCAGCUGCUGCUGCUUCAGAUCAUCCUGCCAGGAUUCUUCGAGCAGUCGCACACCCGGAUCUGGCUGAAGGGACUCGUCCGGAUUUGGUGCAACGUGGUGGCGAAGGUGCUGGGCAUCAAGAGCUACCUGCUGGGGACGGAACCGCGUCCGAAUGAGGACGAGGUGCCGCCACGGGCGCAGCCGGACUUGGGUGCUGGGUUGGCCGCGGCACAUCAAGCGAUCAUGCAGAGGGACGUCCCGGUUGGGUUCCAACCGUACGAUCGGCCACCGCUGUUUGCGGUGAGACUUGCUGGUCUGUUGCUGUUGAUGUGCGUAAGCUUGGUGAUUGGAUCGCUCAUCACGUUGACCGUUCCGGUGUGGAUCGGGAGAUAUGGAAUGGCCCUGUGGUCAAUGGGACAGCACAUCACUCCGCCGCCGAAUGCCGUGGCAACUGGGACGGAAACUCCGCCGCGACCACACGAGCUGUACACGGCCGCCAUGGGAACGUACCUCUGUUGGAUCAUCUCGCGAGGUAUCGCCCUAGCGGUCAAUCUCUUCCCGCAGGGUCGUGCCGUCGUGAUGGAACGUGUCCGGCACUGGAUCUCCGUCGGAGCUUCGUACGCCAUGGCCGUCAUCAUGUUCGUGCUCAUGCUCGGCGUGAUUCCGCUCAUGUUUGGCUUACUUCUAGAACUAGUAGUCGUAGUCCCGCUCCGUGUCCCCCUCGAACAAACCCCCGUACUCUUCCUCUGGCAGGACUGGGCGCUGGGCGUUCUCUACACCAAGAUCGCAACCGCCCUCACCCUCAUGGGCCCCGACUGGACGCUGCGGCGUGCCAUCGAGCAAGCGUACCGCGACGGACUCCGCGACAUGAACCUCAAGUUCAUCAUCCGGGAGCUGGGCGCCCCCGUCAUCACCUGCUUCGGCCUGGCCCUGGCCAUCCCGUACGCCCUCGCCCACUCCAUCCUACCGAUCUUCUUCACCAACCAGGUGACGCGAAUCCUGAUCGCGCGCCAAAUCUAUCCCUUCUUUCUGCUUAUCGCGUUCAUCAUCGCGAUCAUCGUGCUCCAGAUCCGGCAGUUCCGCAAGCUGUACGUGGCGAUCAAGAACGACAAGUAUCUGGUCGGUCAGCGGCUCGUCAACUACGACCACCAGCGCAAGAAACGCACGGAAGCGGCCGCGGCGGCAGCAGCAGCAGCAGCGGCAGCCGCAGCACAACAAGCCGCCGAAGGUGCCGCAGCCCAAGUUGUACAGUAAUCAGGGCGGGCGGGUUGAUGGAAGAGAGAUAGAGAGAGAGGACACUACCAAAUAGACACACAUGUAAAACAAUCACAGCGCGGGACGCCGCAAUCGUGGACGAUACCCCUUGAAUUUCCAAGCGAAAUUCGCGUGUGGCACCUGCUGGGACUGUAGAAGAUAUUACAACCAACGGAGCAGCAGCAGCAGCAACAGCCCAGUCUCACGAACCGAAUGCAUGCAGUAAAAGCAGUUGCGCAUCCAAAAGGAAUUUUUUGUGUUUGUUGUAUCUUUAGUUUAUUUUCUACCGUAAUUUUAACGUGGGAAACGUAUCUUUUCGCGUGAAGCAAAAAGAAAGAAAACAAACAAAAAUAAAACAAGAAGAUGAAAAAAGGCAAAUCAAAUCAGCUAAA